AGAUUAUGUAGUCAGAAUGAAAGUGAGGUUAUAGAAUAUACAGAUCAUUUCAUGCAACUAACCGUCAUUUCUGAUAGGUCAAUGAAUACACGUUAUGCGAAGGAAGGCCGAUACGCAUAUGCUCAAUUUCCGCCAUUUUUGUCUCCCUCUACCGGCGUUAUUUUGUAACGAAAAUAAAAAAUGAUUUAGAGAAAGUAAUCUAUAUCGUUUAUAACUUCAUUCCACAGUUAAUAACGUGCAAUGACGUGUCUUGCUGCUUGUAACUUGACAAAUUUAUUGAUAUCUGUGGAAUUAUUGUAAUUAUAUUAUAAUUAACAAAAUGUUAACAAAAUUUGAAACAAAAUCGGCUCGAGUUAAGGGUUUAUCUUUUCAUCCAAAACGUCCCUGGGUCCUUGCUAGUUUACACAAUGGUGUUGUACAAUUAUGGGAUUAUCGCAUGUGUACUCUCUUAGACAAAUUCGAUGAACAUGAUGGUCCUGUAAGAGGAAUAUGUUUCCAUAGUCAACAACCUUUGUUUGUAUCUGGUGGCGAUGAUUAUAAAAUCAAAGUAUGGAAUUAUAAGCAACGUAGGUGUAUUUUUACAUUAUUAGGCCAUCUGGAUUAUAUUAGGUCAACAGUGUUUCAUCAAGAAUAUCCAUGGAUCCUGAGUGCUUCGGAUGACCAGACCAUACGUAUCUGGAAUUGGCAAAGUCGUACUUGUAUUUGCGUUUUAACCGGUCAUAAUCACUAUGUAAUGUGUGCUCAAUUUCAUCCAACUGAAGAUAUUAUUGUAUCUGCGUCAUUGGAUCAGUCUGUUAGAGUUUGGGACAUAUCAGGAUUACGCAAAAAAAAUGUAGCUCCUGGACCAGGUGGUUUAGAAGAUCACUUAAAAAAUCCUGGAGCUACAGAUCUAUUUGGACAAGCUGAUGCCGUAGUCAAACAUGUUUUGGAAGGUCAUGACCGAGGCGUUAACUGGGCUUGUUUCCAUCCAUCGUUACCAUUAAUUGUCUCUGGAGCCGAUGAUCGUCAAAUUAAGAUGUGGCGUAUGAACGAUGCUAAAGCUUGGGAGCUAGAUACUUGCCGGGGACACUAUAAUAAUGUUUCCUGCGUUUUAUUUCAUCCUAGGCAAGACUUAAUUCUAUCUAAUUCGGAAGAUAAAAGCAUAAGAGUAUGGGAUAUGACUAAACGCACAUGCUUGCACACGUUUAGAAGAGAACACGAAAGAUUUUGGGUACUUGCUGCGCAUCCUACUUUAAAUUUGUUUGCAGCCGGUCACGACUCUGGUAUGAUAAUCUUCAAAUUGGAGAGGGAAAGACCAGCUUAUGCGUUCUAUGGAAAUCUACUUUAUUACGUAAAGGAACGUUUCCUUCGUAAAUUAGAUUUUACUACUUCUAAAGAUACUUCAGUGAUGCAAAUUCGUGGUGGAGGAAAGACGCCCCCGUACAGCAUGUCAUUCAAUCAAGCAGAAAAUGCUGUUCUUAUUUGUACAAGAUCACCCUCAAAUAUUGAGAACAGUACUUAUGAUCUUUAUGUGAUACCGCGCGAAGGUGACUCCAAUACAGAUGCUGAUACCAAACGUGCUUCCGGUGUCACUGCCAUUUGGGUUGCUAGGAAUCGUUUUGCAGUUUUAGAUAGAGCGUACUCAUUGGUCAUAAAGAAUUUAAAAAAUGAAGUAACGAAGAAAGUACAGAUCCCAAAUUGCGAUGAAAUAUUUUAUGCUGGUACAGGUAUGUUACUCCUAAGAGAUGCAGACCAAGUCACACUUUUUGAUGUCCAACAAAAAAGAACUUUAGCCGAAGUGAAAAUUUCUAAAUGUAGAUAUGUGGUUUGGUCUAAUGACAUGUCUCAUGUUGCUUUGUUGGCUAAACAUACCGUCAACAUUUGCAAUCGCAAAUUAGAAUCUCUCUGUUCUAUUCCUGAAAAUACAAGAGUCAAAUCUGGAGCUUGGGAUGAUUCUGGAGUAUUUAUAUAUACUACUAGCAAUCAUAUCAAAUAUGCAAUUAAUAAUGGUGAUCAUGGUAUCAUUCGUACGUUGGAUUUACCUAUUUAUGUAACUAGAGUAAAAGGAAACCAAGUAUAUUGUCUUGACAGAGAAUGUAGACCAAGAAUCCUACGUAUAGAUCCGACAGAAUAUAAAUUCAAAUUAGCUCUUAUUAAUAGAAAAUACGAGGAAGUAUUACACAUGGUUCGCACGGCUAAUCUUGUAGGUCAAUCCAUAAUAGCAUAUUUGCAACAAAAAGGAUAUCCAGAAGUUGCAUUACAUUUUGUUAAAGAUGAAAAAACAAGAUUCGGGCUUGCCCUUGAAUGUGGUAAUAUUGAAGUUGCUUUGGAGGCAGCAAGAUCUUUAGAUCAAAAAUCAUGUUGGGAAAGUUUAGCACAAGCUGCUUUAAUGCAAGGCAAUCAUCAAGUUGUAGAAAUGUGUUAUCAAAGAACUAAGAAUUUUGAGAAAUUGUCGUUUCUUUACCUCAUUACUGGGAAUUUGGAAAAGUUACGUAAAAUGAUAAAAAUUGCAGAAAUACGAAAAGAUGUAUCUGGACAGUAUCAAGGUAGCUUGCUACUUGGUGAUAUUUAUGAACGGGCAAAAAUCUUGAGGAACUCAGGUCAAGCAUCGUUAGCCUAUGUAACGGAAAAAAUUCAUGGCAUUUCAAAUGAAGACGAUGACAUUCAGUAUAGCUCUAUGCAGGAUGAACUUUCAGCGCUUGAAAAAGGAGCUGUAUAUCUUCAUCCACCAGUACCUAUUCAACAAGCCGAAAAUAAUUGGCCGCUGUUGACCGUUUUGAAAGGCUUCUUCGAGAGCGCUAUGAUGUCUCGUGGUAAGAGUCAAGUGGCUGCAGCUUUGGCUCCAGAAGAUGAUACCGCAGUUGUUGCGGAUGGUUGGGGUAAUGAUGAAGAAUUAGGAAUUGACGACGAAGAAGGUAUUGAUGCGGCAGAACCUAACGCGGAAGGGGAAGACACCGCCGGUUGGGAUGUUGAAGAUGUAGAUCUUCCUCCAGAACUAGAAAAUGCAAUACCAUUGUCCGAAGAUGGUUAUUAUGCUAUUCCGACGAGAGGAGUGCCGCAAACGCAACACUGGGUUAAUAAUUCUCAACUGAGUGUAGAUCAUAUACUAGCUGGAUCUUUUGAAACAGCUUUCAGAUUAUUGAAUAGUCAAGUUGGCGUCGUUGAAUUUGCACCUUACCAAUCUCUCUUUUUAAAUACGUAUGCUCGUGCCAGGACAUCGUUUGCAUCUUUACCAAAUAUAUUAUCAUUAUAUGGAUAUCCUCAAAGAAAUUGGAAAGAUGCUACGCCAAAAACUAAUUUACCUGCAGUCGGAUUACACCUUACAGAUUUAGUUCAAAGACUUCAAGUUUGUUAUCAAUUAACAACGGGAGGGAAAUUUGCCGAAGCGAUUGAAAAACUGCAGGCAAUAUUACUUAGCAUUCCAUUAUUAGUUGUUGAUACUAAACAAGAUAUCGCGGAAGCUCAACAAUUAAUUCAAAUAUGUCGAGAAUAUAUUUUAGGUUUAAAAAUGGAAACGGAAAGGAAAAAUCUGCCGAAAAAUACAUUAGCCGAACAAAAACGAAUUUGUGAAAUGGCUGCGUAUUUUACUCAUUGUAAUUUGCAACCAAUUCAUCAAAUUUUAACUUUAAGAAUAGCUGCUAAUAUAUUUUUCAAGUUAAAGAAUUACAAAACUGCUGGUUCUUUCGCCAGAAGAUUGCUUGAACUUGGUCCCAAGCCUGAAUUGGCACAGCAAGUUCGAAAACUUUUACAGGCAUGCGAUAAAAAUCCGAGCGAUGAGCAUCAAUUGGCUUACGACGAACAUAAUCCAUUCUCGUUAUGUGCUAGCACAUUUACGCCCAUUUAUAGAGGCAAACAAGAAGUAAAAUGUCCACUUUGCGGAGCAAGCUAUCAACCUCAGUUUAAAGAAUCAUUAUGCAGAAUUUGCGAAGUUGCAGAGAUCGGCAAAGAGUGCAUUGGAUUAAAAAUACAUAUAAACAUUUAGCAUGGAUGACGAUGUAUGUAUAGAUAUAAAGGACCACAAUAGGAUGUGCUCGCUAAGAGCACGUAAACGAAUAGAAUUGUCGAAAAUAAUGAAACAAAUGAAUGUCUUGUAAACUGGAUUUGAUUAUUUUUAAAUAACAAUAUCAAAGUUAAAUACGAGUAUAAAUCGUAAAAUGUAUUUUAAUGCAAAUUAUG
Molecule: messenger RNA, 4155 nt
Organism: Polistes dominula (European paper wasp)
Lineage: Eukaryota; Metazoa; Arthropoda; Insecta; Hymenoptera; Vespidae
Gene: alphaCOP
Product: coatomer subunit alpha
Biological process (GO): endoplasmic reticulum to Golgi vesicle-mediated transport; retrograde vesicle-mediated transport, Golgi to endoplasmic reticulum; intra-Golgi vesicle-mediated transport
Cellular component (GO): COPI vesicle coat
Molecular function (GO): protein binding; structural molecule activity
Source: RefSeq, a predicted model, not a curated record